Coccinella septempunctata (seven-spotted ladybird) is the source of this 1564-nucleotide messenger RNA. RefSeq lists its product as uncharacterized. The transcript has 4 exons. The record is from RefSeq and is a predicted model, not a curated record. Bases 157 to 942 code for a protein of 261 amino acids. Lineage: Eukaryota; Metazoa; Arthropoda; Insecta; Coleoptera; Coccinellidae.
UCAUAUGACAGUGACAAUUAUAUAAUCCCGCAUCAAGUUGUUUUGAAUUCAUUUAUAAAAAAAUAAAAAACAAGAACAAUUGUAAUUUUACGAGGGAUUUCGACAAAUUUUGUUUCUUAAAUAGAAAAAAAAUAAGAAAUAAUUUCUGCAUCGAUUAUGGAUACGUUAAAAGAAGUUUUCAAUCGAUACGAAAAUAUUAUGGACCAGGAAAUUGUGGGGGUUCAACUUGGUUGUUAUUCAGUGGCUCUAAUAGGUCUCAGUGCAGCAAUUCGUAAAGUUAGACCAUUCAGCAGAUUCAAAAAACCCCAAGAUAUACCUAAUAGGUUUAUAGCAGAAAGAAGAGAACUGGCAGGUUAUGUAAAAAGAAUAGAUCCUAAUGGAGCACUUUUAAUGGUUGAACAUAAGCCAUUGAUCUCGCUUCCUAUAGUUCCUAGAGGAGAGCUUCCAGUAAAAAUAUUGGGGGUUGAAGUAACUGGUUUAGGAAUGAGUUGGUUACAAACUGUUGUUGUCAAUUCAGAAGUUACAUUUAUUCCAGUCAAAAAAGAGAAAGAAUUCAUUCAUUGUAAAGUUCUCCUUCCUAACAUAAAACCAAUGGUUGGGAAAACUGCAACAAGAAAGAAGGAAAGUAAGAUUAUCAAAAUGUUAUCAAAAAGGAAUGAAAGUCCUUAUUUAAAUGUUGGUGAAAAUUUAGUAAGGAUAGGAUUUGCCAGAUUAACAACUUCAGAUCCAUCUAUUUUCAAAGGAGCAGAAGACUAUUGUAAAUCAUUGCAUUCUGCUGAACUAUAUGCUUUGAAGAAAAAAUUAGGAAUGAAAUACUACUGGAUUCCAGUUAAGGAUAUCUUGAAUGCUUUACUUUUAAAGUUAACAAAUUAUGGAAAGGAGCUUAUGGCCAAGGUUGUCCUUAAUGUUCGAAGUAUUCCAGCUAAACUUACUCCUGCAUAGCAAUUAUUAAUUUAUCAAGUCGUUGUUAUUUGUCUUCAAUUCAUAGCAGCAUUCAGAAUCGGUCGAUACUUUUAUACUUUAGAAUUUGAGAGGAAGGAUUUUGAAUGGAAAAGGAGAUCCCAUCAGCAUCCACUUUUUGAUAUUGAUUGAAUAUUUUUUGGUUUUUAGCACUGGUUAAGAUUAUAGUAAAAUGAAAACCUAUUAUGACGAAUAUGGAUAGAAUUUAUUGAGAUAAUGCAAGAGUCUAGACCUCGUUUUUCACAUGAAGAUUAACAAAAGUGUUUAUUUCGAAAUUUUGUUAUGUUUUCUUAGUUUAUACCCAUGAAUUUUUUUGCUCCAUUGGAAGUCAUAAGUAAUGUAGUUGGCACUGAUUCAAGGUGCUGUGAUGAUUAUUUUUGCCAUAUUGCAUCAUGAACUGAAGUUCAAGCCAAGAUUUGUUCUGUUAACAUGACUGAUAUUGUACUUAGUCUAUUCCAAUAGUUCUGUUAUGUAAUUUCAAUUAUAUGAAGAUGUUAAAAAUAAGUUCAAUUCAGCCUUGUUGAAAUGAAUUGUAUAAAGUGAAUUUUUGGAAUUUAGUAUGGCUUAGAGUACCUAUAUUUUUUCAAUAAAUUUAUUUUCUAAA